AUGGUUGCCGACGUUAAGAGCCCAGCUGGACUUGCUGCAUUCAACACCACCCUCGCCGAGCAGGCUUUUGCCACUGGCUUCGUCUUGUCUGGAGAGGACGCCCAACUUUUCUCCGCCCUCGGAUCGGCUCCAAACGCCUCCACCUAUCCAAAUGUAGCCCGUUGGUUCGCUAACGUCGCUUCCUACACCGACGCCGAGCGCAAGACCUGGGCUUCCGCCGGAGGAUCUGCUGCUCCAGCUGCUGCCGCCGCCGACGACGACUUCGAUCUCUUCGGAUCAGAAGACGAGGAGGAGAGCGAGGAGAAGAAGAAGAUCGUUGAGGAGCGUCUCGCCGCUUACGCUGAGAAGAAGGCCAAGAAGGCUGGACCAAUCGCCAAGUCAUCCGUCAUUCUCGAUGUGAAGCCAUGGGACGAUGAGACCGAUCUCGCCGAGAUGGAGAAGCUCGUUCGUUCCAUCGAGAUGGACGGACUUGUCUGGGGAGGAGCCAAGCUCAUCGCCAUCGGAUACGGAAUCAAGAAGCUCCAGAUCAUCACCGUCAUCGAGGAUCUCAAGGUCUCUGUCGAUGACCUCAUCGAGAGAAUCACCGGGGACUUCGAGGACCACGUCCAAUCCGUCGACAUCGUCGCCUUCAACAAGAUCUAA
Messenger RNA from Caenorhabditis remanei, 642 nucleotides. RefSeq lists its product as uncharacterized. NCBI's taxonomy places the organism in Eukaryota, Metazoa, Nematoda, Chromadorea, Rhabditida, Rhabditidae. Gene Ontology annotation, cellular component: eukaryotic translation elongation factor 1 complex; cytosol. The coding region runs from base 1 to 642 and encodes 213 amino acids. The transcript is spliced from 3 exons. The record is from RefSeq and is a predicted model, not a curated record. Gene Ontology annotation, biological process: translational elongation. Gene Ontology annotation, molecular function: translation elongation factor activity; guanyl-nucleotide exchange factor activity.